This is a messenger RNA of Trichosurus vulpecula (common brushtail), 2090 nucleotides long. RefSeq names its product haloacid dehalogenase like hydrolase domain containing 2 (gene HDHD2). The coding region runs from base 128 to 907 and encodes 259 amino acids. Gene Ontology annotation, biological process: dephosphorylation. The transcript has 7 exons. The record is from RefSeq and is a predicted model, not a curated record. NCBI's taxonomy places the organism in Eukaryota, Metazoa, Chordata, Mammalia, Diprotodontia, Phalangeridae. Gene Ontology annotation, molecular function: phosphatase activity.
GCCGCUCUGGAGCUUCCGGGGCUGCGCAGAAGUGCGGCGGCUGCUGGUCCGUCCCUUCCUCUUCUCCGAGGCCAGUGGCUGGCGUCUUCUCGUUGGGCCGCAUCGGGACGGAGGAAGGGAAUGAAGGAUGGCGGCACGCCGUGCAUUAAAAGCUGUUUUGGUGGAUCUCAGUGGCACACUUCAUGUUGAAGAUGCAGCUGUACCGGGCGCACAGGACGCUCUUAAAAGGUUACGUGCUGCUCCUGUUGCCAUUAGGUUUGUGACAAACACAACCAAGGAGAGCAAGGUGGAAUUGUUAGAGAGGCUGAAAAAAAUGAAUUUUGAUGUUGCUGAGCAUGAGAUAUUCACUUCUCUGACAGCAGCUAGAAACCUAGUGCAGGAGAAGCAAGUUAGGCCCAUGUUGCUGAUUGAUGACCGGGCACUACCAGACUUUCAAGGAAUACCAGUAAAUGAUCCUAAUGCUGUAGUCAUAGGAUUGGCACCAGAACAUUUUAAUUAUCAAGUUCUAAAUCAAGCAUUCCGGUUAUUACUGAAUGGUGCUCCUCUUAUAGCAAUACACAAAGCUAGAUAUUUUAAGAGGAAAGAUGGCUUAGCCCUGGGACCUGGACCAUUUGUUACUGGUUUGGAGUAUGCUACGGAUACUAAAGCCAUAGUUGUAGGGAAGCCAGAGGGAAAAUUUUUCUUGGAAGCUUUGCGUGGCAUUGAUUGUACACCAGAAGAAGUCAUUAUGAUUGGAGAUGACUGCAGAGAUGAUGUUGGUGGAGCUCAGAGUAUUGGCAUGCUAGGUAUCUUGGUGAAGACUGGGAAAUAUCGAACAGCCGAUGAAGAGAAAAUUAAUCCAGCUCCUUACUUAACCUGUGAGAGCUUCCCACAUGCUGUGGACCACAUCCUACAACAUUUACUGUAAGAAAGGAGGGCAACAUGAAACAACUUUGGCGUGUAACUUUUUAUUUCCCAGAAUGCAUUUUUGAAAAUGCAUUGGGCCAGAACACACAGAAAUGGGCUCUUAUCACAUUGUAACCCUCCUUUGUUAUGCAUUAAUUAGAGGGAAAGGUAGCCAGUCACCAAACCUUACUAAUCCCAAUCCCUCUUAUUUCACAAACUUGAUAAAACCUAAAGAAACAAAAGCUGAAAUUUUGUGCCAUUCCUUUUAAAAUAUUCAUCAGAUUAAACAGUCCUAGGAGAGAAAAUCCACCAUAGGGAUGGUAUUCUGCUUGUCUUUUAACUAUUACUCUAGGAGGGAGGAGUAUUCAUUGUGUGAAUAAAGUUGAAUCAGUUUUUUAAAUUAUAAAACAAUGUGUUAAAAGGUGCAUCAGCCUGUAGUUUUAGUAUUGAUUCCAACUGUGAAAUCCAUCAAAUAUUUUAAGCAAAUGAAACAUGUAGGAAGUAAAAUGAAUUAUCCCUUAGACCAAGCAAUCAAGCGAAUUUGCUUUAACGAAUGAUGAAAACUAGAUUAUCUGCUGUAUUAUUCCCAUCACGGGUGACUUUUUUUUUCUCUUCAUUAGCCAGAAAUGACUAAUUUAAAUUUAGAGCCUGAUUUUAAUUUAAAAUAAUGUUACCAUUAAUAACCUAUUCAUUGCAGAUACCUAUUAUACUGUGUAACAGUUGUUUUGGAAAUUUUAUGUAAAAUUAAAACUAUCAGUAUUUUACAGAUGUUUUAAUUAGACAUUGUUAUUAACAGGAACAGUGCAGAAACUAAAAUCAAGCCUUUAAUGUCUUAUAGACCAUGCAUUUUUGAAGUUACUGUCCACCAGAGUCCUAUUAACUGUACAUUUGUAAGAUUUCAUUAUUUUUCCCUCUAACACUAUGGGAAAAAUCUUUUAGAAGCUACUGGGACAUAUUCAAGCUUUUAUGUACUUGGUUAGUACAGCUGUAAAAUGAAAUCCUGUCAUUUAGCAUGGAUCAUUCUUCUCAUGUUAAAUCCACCAAAAUGAAGGGGCCUAAGCUGGUAAUAAUUUCCCUAGCACAUUUGCAUACUGUGAUAAUCCCGGUCCUUUGCAGUUGUUGUACAGGGCUCUUGGGCAUUAAAUUAUUAGAAUGUAAUUGUACAUCAUCAUAGCAUUCACCUUAUUGAAACUCAUUGGUGUUAA